CUCAACCCAGAUAAAUAUAACCUUCAACUUCCCAUUUCCCAAAGCCGCCUUCUUCUCCCGUCCAAAGAAAAACAAAAAGAUGCUAGUUCUUACCAACAGACUAUCCCGUGCUCUUUGGUCAGUUGCUUUUUCUUCUUCUUCCACAAAGAUUUCUUCAAGAGGUGUUUCCACUUUCAUUCAAUCCAAACACUGCCUUCCAAAUAGCGAAUCUCGGUAUUCUUCUCUGUUUGCUUCGCCAUGGUCCGCUACUCAACUCCGCGGUGCCAAAUUUCGCGGUGACGAUUUGAAGCCAGGAAACGUGAUUGAAAAAAAAGGAAGGAUGUAUCAGGUGGUAAAGGCACAACACUCAACCCAAGGAAGAGGAGGAGCUAUUAUACAGGUGGAGCUCCGUGAUGUUGAUAGUGGAAGCAAGUCUAAUGAAAGAUUUCGUACAGAUGAACCUGUUGAAAGAGUAUUUGUUGCAGAAAAGAGUUUCACAUACCUUUAUACAGAUGAUGAAACUGGAAACAUUGUGCUAAUGGAGCCUGAGACCUAUGAGCAACUAGAUGUACCAAAACACUUGUUUGGGGAAAGUUAUGUUUACCUUCAAGAUGAUAUGAAUGUCAAUUUACAACUGUAUGAUGGAAGAGCAAUGUCUGCAUCAAUUCCUACACGAGCAACAUGUACUGUUGCUGAAUCUGAAAUGCCCAUGAGGGCAUCAGCUACUCCACAGUAUAAGAAGGUUUUUUUGGACAAUGGUCUUACUGUGCAGGUACCGAAACACAUCGUAGAAGGAGACAAGAUUAUCGUUAACACCGCCGACCACUCUUACAUGAGCAGAGCUUAGCAGUGGAACUUUUUACUGGAUAUCUUCAUUCUUCCGAAUGAGAAGAUCAGUGAACUAUUGACUAUUGACAAGCAUGGUUUUGAGUUAUAUCUACUAUUUGACAAGUAGUUGGAGCUUGUUAGAAUCCAAGUUAUAGCACAGAUAUUUUUAGAAGAGUAUUUACAUGAUUGGAAACACAAUUUUAAGUUUUCCCUUAAAAGCCCUUGUUUAUUGCGGGGGAGGGUAUAUUUAUAGGAAUAAAGAUCACUCCAGUUGAUGCUGUUUGCUGGCUCCUUCUCUGUCCAAGCAUCUUUGGUCCAAUGGCUUAAAAUGCAAGUUAUUUACUGUCUUUAAUUUUUUUUUUUAAUGGCUUUAGCAUCCCGAUCAGCUUGUGCACCUCAAUACUUCCACCCCAUGCUAGUAAAUGUCUAUCACCAGAAUAUUCAUAUUUAGAGAUGAUGCUGUAAAAUUGAUACUAUGUUUACUUUU
This is a messenger RNA of Lycium barbarum (goji berry), 1294 nucleotides long. RefSeq lists its product as uncharacterized. Gene Ontology annotation, molecular function: translation elongation factor activity. The transcript is spliced from 11 exons. The coding region runs from base 80 to 826 and encodes 248 amino acids. Gene Ontology annotation, biological process: translational elongation; peptide biosynthetic process. Lineage: Eukaryota; Viridiplantae; Streptophyta; Magnoliopsida; Solanales; Solanaceae. The record is from RefSeq and is a predicted model, not a curated record. Gene Ontology annotation, cellular component: cytoplasm.